AUGUUUGAUGAUGCAGAAAACAUGGCUUCCUCAAUCACUCCAUCUAGAUGGGAAGAAUUGAGGAAGAAAGCUCGACAACUUGAAAACGAAAUAGAUCUGAAACUUGUCUCCUUCAGCAAAUUAGGAACGAACUACAGUCAGCGCGAUGGCUAUAAAGAAAGUUUGGAUACAUCGCCACUUUUAAACAGUUCUUCGAGUGAACGACUUUUUGAAACUAUGGGACUGGAAAUUGAACAGCUUUUAUCCAAGUUGACAGAGGUUAAUGACUCAAUGGCUGAAUACACUGCUGGCUUUAACUUAGGCCAACCUAAUGCUACACAGCUCCACACAUUACAGAGACACAGGGAUAUUUUACAGGGUUACUCGCAUGAAUUUUCAAAAACGAAGGCUAAUAUCCAAGCUUUCAGAGACAGGGAAGAUUUAUUGGGAUCUGUCCAUAGAGAUAUCAACGCAUACAAGACUGGCAUGAACAGAAGGACAGACCUCUACCUAAAAGAAAAUGAACAUAUAAGAAAUUCAGAUCGACUGGCAGAUGAUGUGAUAGGUGUUGCAUUGGCCACAAAAGAAAAUCUUCAGAGUCAAAGAGGUGUUCUUCAUGGUGUCACCAGCCGGUUAAAUGCUGUUACUACUCGUUUCCCUGCUCUUAACAGUUUAAUUCAGCGCAUAAAUGUCAGGAAAAGACGAGAUUCAAUCAUACUGGCCAGUGUUAUCUCUAUAUGCAUUAUUCUGAUGCUCAUUUAUGCCCUUGGAUGAAUACUCAUUGAUGCUGUGGAUAUGAUUUUCAAUGACUCAAAGCUAUGCCUGCGAUUAUCAGCAAUCCCUGAACAGCAAUCCCUUGAAUGUUGCUGAUUUUGACCAGCUCAUGGCAACAAGAGGGAUGUAACUUUGAUUGAUGGGAUCUGCUAUCAGUUGUCCAUUCCAACAUAUUAGUUUUGCUAUAAGCCUGCAUUCCCACAAGAAUUCAGCAAGAACCUACAAAGGUGAACUUCACAAAAAGGAAAAUGAAAUCAGGCAAUCUUUGCCCUCAUAAUUAUCAUCAGCAAGCUACACGAUGGGAGCAAUUUUCAAUUAAUUGUUGAAAAUAAUUGAGGAUUGCACUGGUUUUCCUCACGACUUGGUCAUUGGUGUUUUCCUGCACUUUAUUCAGUUUGGUUUUACUUUGAGUUCUCAUUGGCUCUUAAAGUUUCUUUCAUUUCUUUUGAUUGGUUGUUGUGAUAACUUUGGUUGUUGUUUUACGACACUCCAUGAAAAAGGGCUCCAUAGAGUACCAGUUGAAUGAUUGACUAAGGACUUGCAAAUACUGCUUGUGACCCGUUUGGGUAGUGAUUGAAGACAAGAUGAUGAGAAACAUUCUCCUCAAGUUGAUCACGCUGUGUUUAAGAAAAUAUUUGAAUUGGGAAAUUAGGAAAAAACUCUAGAAUUACUUGUAGCACAAAGUGUGGAAGCUGUUUUAAGUGAAAGGAGAAACCGUGGCAAUUGUAAUUAUUGUACAAUGAAUAAAGGGCACAAGAUAAAUGAGGCACUUUAAUUUUGAACUAGCUUUGCAGACUGGCAUGGCAUUAUAACUUGUCAAAUUUUCUCUCACACAGUAGGUAUAAAUAAUUCAAUAAAAAUCACAUGUGAAGGUGA
This is a messenger RNA of Stylophora pistillata, 1629 nucleotides long. RefSeq names its product Golgi SNAP receptor complex member 1. Gene Ontology annotation, cellular component: cis-Golgi network; SNARE complex; Golgi medial cisterna. Gene Ontology annotation, molecular function: SNAP receptor activity. Gene Ontology annotation, biological process: endoplasmic reticulum to Golgi vesicle-mediated transport; vesicle fusion; inter-Golgi cisterna vesicle-mediated transport. The record is from RefSeq and is a predicted model, not a curated record. Lineage: Eukaryota; Metazoa; Cnidaria; Anthozoa; Scleractinia; Pocilloporidae.